Molecule: messenger RNA, 765 nt
Organism: Macrosiphum euphorbiae (potato aphid)
Lineage: Eukaryota; Metazoa; Arthropoda; Insecta; Hemiptera; Aphididae
Source: the annotation of a GenBank genome assembly
AUGUGGUCUGAGGUCGAUGGAGGAAGGGGUGCUAACCAGAUAGCUUCUUGUGUUGCUAAACAUCUGUACUCAAUUGGAUUGCCUACCAAACAUGUAACACUUUACUCAGAUACCUGUGGGGGGCAAAAUAAAAAUUCCCACAUGGUUGCUAUGUUUAUGUCAGUUAUAAGAUAUCAUAAUAUACUAGAAGUUAUAGAUCAUAAGUUUCUAUUAGCAGGUCACACUCAUAUGGAAUGUGAUUCUGACCAUGCACUAAUUGAAAAAAAAAAAAAAACAAGUAAGACCAUAAUAUACCAUCCACACGAUUGGAUGCAACUAGUCAGACAGACAGGAAAAAAAAAUCCAUUCAUUGUAACCCCCAUGAUGCAUAGUGAUUUUCUUAACUACUCAGAAUUGCUUAAAAAUCAACUACAGAUGAAAAAAAAAAAUAGUAAUGGUGAAAAAUUUGUAUGGAAAAAUGUAAAAUGGUUAAGAUUUAAAAAAACUGAACUAGGAAUUUUAUACUAUAAGGAAACAUUAGAUAUAGAUGCACCAUUCAAAUCACUAUCACUCUGCUCAAAAGGAAGAAGCCAUUAUCAACUUACACCACCAUUGUGUUAUAAUAGACCUGUUCCGAUUGCAGAGAAGAAGAAAAAAGAUCUUUUGGACUUACUUCCAAUGAUACCAAAUGUUUUUCAUGACUUUUACAAAAAUUUACCAACUGAUGCUACACUAAAAGAAACAUACCCAAACAAUGAGACUGAUACAGAGGAAGAAAACUCUUAA